Messenger RNA from Helianthus annuus (common sunflower), 525 nucleotides. RefSeq names its product F-box/kelch-repeat protein At3g23880-like. The record is from RefSeq and is a predicted model, not a curated record. The transcript has a single exon. Gene Ontology annotation, molecular function: protein binding. Bases 1 to 525 code for a protein of 174 amino acids. Lineage: Eukaryota; Viridiplantae; Streptophyta; Magnoliopsida; Asterales; Asteraceae.
AUGUGGACUAAGAAGACGAAGGUUGAUGAGCUUCCAUUUAGUUUAAUUGAAUCUGAGAUACUACCAAGAGUUGCGGCUAAGUCCGACAUAGGUCGUUGCAGGUGUGUCUGCAAACAGUGGAAAUCGUUUUUAUCGACACCUACGUUCGGCAAGAUGCACCUCCGGCUCCACGGAACCACCAUCGACGACUAUAAGGUUGUCAUACUUGACGGACCCACCUUACGCACGCUUUGCCCUUCUAAGCCUAACCAACAAGCUUGUAUCUUAUCAAGCUUGGAUGGAUUGGUAUGUUUAGGCUUAAGGGAAUCUUCUCAGCUAGUUUUUUGGAAUCCAUUUACAGGCGUCUCCAGGAAGUUGUCGUCUAACCCGCAUAGUCCUUUUGACUACUCUGCUUCCUGUCCCGAUGCUGAUGUUGUCGGUUUCUAUAAGGACUCUUCUUCUAACGAUUACAAACUUUUAUAUUUGUCCUGCGGGGGUUACUUUGGGGCUUAUAUCUAUUCCCACACAUCGGAUACAUGGAGAUAG